Molecule: messenger RNA, 840 nt
Organism: Capsella rubella
Lineage: Eukaryota; Viridiplantae; Streptophyta; Magnoliopsida; Brassicales; Brassicaceae
Exons: 3
Coding region: 94-681 (195 amino acids)
Source: RefSeq, a predicted model, not a curated record
AUAAACACACCACCACCCACUACUAGUACUGCUGCUCCUGCUAGACCAAAUAAAUCCCCAAGCGAGAGAGAGAGAGAGACGAAGAACGAAGGAAUGAAGUUUAGAGGAGAGAAGAAGAUGAGUCUGGAAGAGUACGUUGAUUUCUUCUCGCCUGAGAAUCCCGUCGACUUCACCAUCUCUCACCUCAAUCAGAUCAUUCAUAUGCAUGGUUUCCGAAAGCUCCACAAAGCUCAUAAGAAAAUUGUAGGCGAAGCCGUGGAUUCUCUGAAUCUAAUAGAUCCCUUUCGCUCGACUCUGAAACAAACCGGCGCCGUCUCGUCGUCACCAUCAUCGUCUUCCCUAACUCUCGACGAGGUCAUAACCGACAUCGAAGCUUUGAAAUGGCAGGAGUGCUGUCUCACCUCGCUCCAGAUCAUCAACUCCGAGUCGUCGUCAACGUCGUCAGCGCCAGCGCCCAAACGUAAUCAGAAAUCCAACAAGAGAAAGAAAGCCACAGGGACGACUACGAAAUCUGGUGAUGAGAAUGGCAUCACGACAGUGGUCUCAUUCCCAGCUUUGCCGAGAAAGAUUAGAACCAAAAAGACUAUGAAGAGCAUCACCUCCUUGAACGAAGCUUCUGCACCACUAAAACCACUCUCUGACAACAACAGUUUCCCAUCCAGGUUCACUACUAUUCCAUAAAUCUCACUUUCUAAAUUUCAAACUCUGUUUUUUAAAAAUGUCUAUGUUCUAGAGGACUUCAAGUCUGGUUUGUGAAUUUUAGAUCCAUUGCUUAUAUUUUUUAAUAGAUUACUAUGCAGCAUUAUACAGAAAGCAUAAAUGAGUAGCAUAAUUAAUCAA